AUGGAGUCCGUGGUGAGGGUGAAGAAGUCUCUGAGGACGCCCAUCAGGAAGCUGAGCAGCUGCGUUUCAGGGGUGAAGGACAGGAGGCUGACCGCCAAGCGCCGGAGCAGCCGGUGCCGGAGAGGCGCUGGAGGCCGAGCGGGAUGCAGCCGGACGAGGAGGGCCCCUCCCCCCAGAGCCCAGCACCCCAGAGACCCGCCGGUGCUCCGGUCGUACCGGGCCGACCUGGAGAAGGAGAGGCAACUUCGGGAAGCGACAAACGCUCAGAAAAACGCAGAACGAGCUGCCAUGAGAGCUCACUUCAGGAGAAAAUACCAGCUGUCUGAGAACCAGAAGGACUCGGGCCACCUGCGGUCCGUGGGAGGGAAGGUGUCGCUGCCCCGCGACCUCUCCAAGAUGAUCCAUCCCGACAGCAGAGCCAAAGACGACGGCUUCGACCUGCUCGGCGCCUUCCGAGGCCUCGGCUUGGGCUCGGCGCUGCUCAACGGGAAGAAGCCCAGCAGGACGCCGACGCCUGCUGCGGCCGGACGCUCCUGUAAGGUCAUGUGA
Messenger RNA from Stegastes partitus (bicolor damselfish), 549 nucleotides. RefSeq names its product complexin-3-like. Gene Ontology annotation, cellular component: SNARE complex; terminal bouton. Gene Ontology annotation, biological process: synaptic vesicle exocytosis; neurotransmitter transport; regulation of neurotransmitter secretion. Lineage: Eukaryota; Metazoa; Chordata; Actinopteri; Pomacentridae. The record is from RefSeq and is a predicted model, not a curated record. Gene Ontology annotation, molecular function: syntaxin binding. The coding region runs from base 1 to 549 and encodes 182 amino acids. The transcript is spliced from 3 exons.